GCUGGCGGGCACACGGCACUCGCCCACACAACGUUAUAAUGGCAGUUUGGUCGAACAGAACUAAAUUAAUAAUCAAAAAUUGAAUGGGACGCUAUUAUUAAAAUGUUUCUGUGGUGAUGUUAAUCUUUUAGGUGUUAAUUAAAUUCAAAAAUGUCAAGAUAUCGGUGUGGUUUCUGUGCAUACAUACGGUCACGCAUAUAUUUGAUAACAUGGAUCUCAUUAGUUAUUUAUUUAUUUUACAAAUCGUUUACAUUUUAUUUGAACGGUCGACAAUUUUUUUAUUUAAGAGAAAUGCUGGGGCUGGGGCUGUGUGUAUCUCGUGGUACAGCGACGGUCCUAAAUCUGUGCUGUGCUCUUAUUUUGUUACCGCUGUGUAAAAAAAUCAAUCAUCUUUUGUAUAAAGUGAUGUCCAAACUGUGGCCUGGUCUGUUUUUCUUUUGGCUCGAGAACGCUAAGACCUGUCAUAUGACUGUAGCCAUUACAUUACUAUUAUUUGCUGUUGUACAUUCUAUAUCACAUUUCAUCAAUCUUUUUAAUUUUUCUCGCAAUUACGAUGAAAUGAGAAGCGAGAUCAACAUGGCGUCAUAUAAGAAUGAGAGCCCGUUUUAUCUCCUGAUGAGUGUCGCCGGCGUUACGGGACUAUCUAUGUUAUUUAUCAUUAUAAGCAUGGGUGCAACGUCCAGUAGGGUUGUCAGACGGAGGAUUUAUAACGCGUUCUGGUAUACACACCAACUGUACUUACCGUUCAUGGCUCUGCUGAUGAUACAUCCUUUAAGCGGAGUUUUAAAAGAAGAAGUUUUAACAAGCCCAAGUGACGUGAUUGCUAACAAUACUAUAAUACAAGACAGUGAAGUGCACAAGUUUGUCGCAAUCAAAUCUACGACGUGGCUGUGGAUGGCUUUUCCAUUGAUUUGUUUUUUUAUUGAUAUGCUCUGGAGGAUAUGCACAAGAAACUUAUCGAACGUGCAGAUAGUUAAUGUGAAUCACAUGGUGGGUCGUACUAUAAGUCUAACACUCUACCCGCAAGAAAAGUUGUUAUGUCAUAGCGGUCAGUACGUGCUCAUUCAAUGUCGUGAUAUUUCCCUUGUCGAAUGGCAUCCCUUUACUGUAGUGCAGAUUCCGACUCGAGAGAAUUCAGAGCUUGUUGUCUGGAUUAAAGUUAAGGGAGAUUGGACCGAGGCCUUGGAGAGAACUCUCAAGGAAAAAGGAGCACAUAAUUUAAACGUGCUGGUGGAUGGUCCAUUCUGCAGCCCUCUCCAGGCAGCGCGCUCUCCUGAGACGACGCUGUGCGUGGCGGCGGGAGUCGGCAUCACACCCUUCGUGGCGCUCCUUGAUGACAUGUGCCGAAACCCCAAAAGUUCAUUACCAGGAAGGAUCCAUCUGAUAUGGAUUGUCAGAACUGAGAAGGAGUUGAGUUGGAUCGCUGAACUAGCGAGCAACGUCAUAAGACGUCUCAGAAACGCUAACAAACCAGAUAGGCUUCACUUAGAGUUCUAUGUCACGAGGAAUAAUGAUGUACCAAAAGUAAACCACGUGGUGAUAAUGAACGAGACGGGGAAGGUGAUGAAUCUUUUGGACGAUGAGAGGACCACGCUUCUAACGCCGCAGUUGAAACGUAAUAAGGCGCUGGCUGCUGACGAUGAUGAUUUCGAUAUAGCGAAGAAGUAUCCGUUAGUGGGGUGCAGGGUACGACGCGGAAGACCGCACUGGGAUAAGGUUUUUGGAUACUGGGUGCAUUUAUAUCCCGGACAGCACUUAAACCUUUAUUGCUGUGGACCAAAGAAACUAGUUAAAUUAUUGAGAAGCAAAUGUAAAUAUAUGACAAGAAAUACGAAGACUAGUUUUGCUUUCAUCCACGAGGCUUUCUCCUAAUGUAUUCAGACUGAAAUAAAUACCGUAUAAAAAU
Molecule: messenger RNA, 1906 nt
Organism: Danaus plexippus (monarch butterfly)
Lineage: Eukaryota; Metazoa; Arthropoda; Insecta; Lepidoptera; Nymphalidae
Product: NADPH oxidase 4-like
Exons: 12
Coding region: 151-1872 (573 amino acids)
Biological process (GO): defense response; superoxide anion generation
Cellular component (GO): NADPH oxidase complex; plasma membrane
Molecular function (GO): superoxide-generating NAD(P)H oxidase activity
Source: RefSeq, a predicted model, not a curated record